UGUUGUUAUUGACAGAGAGAAAGAGGAGCGAGUUAUUAUCUUUUCUUCCUCUUCUUCUGUUAUGUGAUCCUUUGUUCACUACUGUCAUGUCUUCUGACAGUCAUUCAAGUGACGUAAAGCAUGUGAUCGAAGGUCAGGGUUAUCAAUUUUAUCACUCGAGACACUUCGUGACAUAUACAAGGGAAAUCAAAAUAAUAUGAACCUAAUUGAAAAAAAUCAUGUGAACGCUAAUAAUUUAAUUGCCGAAGAUGUUGCGACAGUCGGACUUGAAGAUGAUUAUUAUCUGAAAUAAAAUUGGUGAAUAAUGGUAAAAUACUAUACUUUUAACAAUGGAUAAUUAUACUUUGGAAAACUCUGUUAGUGCUUCAAUAGACAACCUGUAUCCAGCAUUAACACAAUGCUUCUUCAUCAUAAUCUGUGGGUACUUUGCCGGAAGAGUAAACCUGAUAUCAGAAACAGAAGCCAAAGGAAUAAAUACAUUCAUUGGAACUUUUUCUCUACCUUCUCUGAUUUUCAUGUCCUUAGCAGAUCUAGAAUUAAGUGAAGUGAAUUGGCUGUUUUUAUUAUCUAUUUUAAUAGCAAAAAGUAUAGUUUUCUUUUCUGUGAUAAUUCUCACUUUGCUAGUCUCUCGUCCACUAAACUAUGGCAAAGCAGGAAUUUUUGCGAUUUUCUGCACACAGAGUAAUGAUUUUGCUAUUGGAUACCCCAUAGUUGCUGCAUUAUACAAAAAUACCCAUCCUGAAUAUGCAACAUACCUAUACCUCAUGGCCCCUAUAAGUUUGGCCAUUCUCAACCCUGUAUCCUUUGUACUGAUGGAAGCGGGCAAAUUGAGAGGUAGAAGGAACUCUGCAGAGCUUCUCUUGAAUGAUGGGGAACUGUCCAAUGCUUCUAACCUCCACAAGCAACGUUGCAGAUUGGCUAUCUCUGUGACAAAAAGUAUUUUUAUGAACCCUAUUAUUUGUAUGACCAUUUUAGGUGUUCUUGGGAAUCUUAUUUUCAAGCAUCAUGUGCCUGUGUAUCUAGGAGGGACAUUACAGGUGUUGGGUUCAGCAUUUUCGGCUAGUGCUUUAUUUUUGUUAGGACUAAGAAUGGUUGGAAAAGUGCACAAACUACGUGGUGCUACUUUAGUGGUGCCAGGCAUAUUAAUUAUGGUUAAACUAAUUGCCUUGCCAUUAGUCACUAGGGAAGUAAUAAGUAUAUUACACUCAGGGUAUAAUGAAUCAGAAACAGUAGAUCUCAGCACAUAUGGGUUUUUGUAUGGCACCUUUCCAUCUGCUCCUACAGUGUUUGUUUUUGCCACACAGUACAGUAUUGACAUAGAUUUGAUCGCUAGUGCGAUGGUGGUGUGCACUUUUGUAAGUGCCCCAUUGAUGUUUGUGUCAGCCAAAAUGAUCACAAUCACGAGCUGUGAUCCUUCAGAAUACAUGAAGCAACUGGAUGCUUUCACUUUUGACAUCAGUAUCAUUGGAAUGAUCUGUUGUAUUUGGGUCAUCGUCGUGUUUAUUCUCACCAAGAAAAUUUGCAGGAUACCGCAUAAAAUCACCACUAGUCUUGUCGUCUCACAGAUGAUUGGUUGUUUAGGUGCUAUCCUAUGGAAUACUUUAGGUGAAAGAGAAGGCUGGGUAGGAUAUGUACAGUUCUCCUUGUUUUGCAUUGGUGUUUAUAGCAGUAGAUUGUGGACAACUAUAUUGGCAGUUACGUUGCUAUUUCUACAGUGUCGCAGUUUGUGCUAUGUCCUCAAUUUGCAGCCUAUUUUCAUCCUAGUUGGUUGGGGUUCACCUAUACUGCUAUCUGUACUAUUGUUGGUGUUUGAUGAAAAAGGUACCAGACCUUUUGAAAAAGGAAACCCCAAUUUUGUAUAUGGAGAUUCUCAAGCUAUUCUUGCUGUUUCAAUAUUGGUACUAUGCUUUAUUGUGACAGUUGGUUGUUUGGUGCUUCAUCAAAGGUACCGGCGACGUUUCGCGCGGUACAAUGAUCUAGCACAGGCAGUGGCUAGUGGUGAAUCUCCUCAUCCUUCGGCCGCUACUACCCCCGAAGAGGCAGAAACUGAAGCAGCUUCAUGUUCAGGACCAAGCACAAGCUGCGAUGUUGCUAAGGUGAAGGACAAAACAUGCUGCAACGUGUUGCCGACAAUUGAAGAAGGGCAAGGUGAAGAAAAUGUCUCUGGUCAUGCAGGUGAUGAACCAUCUAGUCCUGUGCCGGACAUUGAGGACUUGAUCAGUGAUAGUAGUAGAAAUGGUGAAAUUAGAGGCGUAUUGGCAGUUCUUACAGAGGAGGGGAUGAGUCACGCAAAAGAUGGUUUAUGUCCAUCAAGAUUUGGCUGUGCAGGCCAUAAAAGAGACGUAUGCCAUGGUAUUGUCAAACAGUACCAAGAACAAAUUGAUGAUGAUCUCGAAUAUAUUGAAGAAGAACCUGAAUCUCACGAACCUCAAAUAUUGAGACAUACAGUGCUACUAAUUCUGCUACUGUGUUCCAUGUUCGUUGGUCUAGCAUUGGCGAUUUGGACACUAGUAAUGGAACAAAUGUCUGGAAUUUAUGUAGAACUGUCCUUCUUAGACGCCACUUUGAAUUUCGGUCAGAGCAUCAUAGUAUUCGCCAUAUUCGGUCUGAACAGCAAAGAGAUCGUGCUGCCUAUCUUGAAGUACUGGCGUAAACUAUGGUAUGGGGCAAACACCCUCAAUCUGCCAGCUUGGCAUGAGUUGAGCACUGAGACAAAGCACAUUUGCGACCAAUUUGUCACUCAUCAUUUACAGCAUUGUAGGGCGUCGAUCGCUACAGACAGGAGGUGGAGGUUGAAGAUUUACAAGAACGUCUUCACAGGCGAACAGUUCGUAGAUUGGUUAAUAGAGGUAGGUUUGGCUAGAGAUAGAAUUGAAGCUGUGAAUUACGCUAGACAUUUGAUAGAAGGCAAAGUGCUGAAGCACAUCAAUAGUGUGUAUCAUUUCUACGACAGAAAUUUGCUUUAUACGUUCGUAUAAAAUUUUCAUAUUCUCAGUUUAAGUAUGGUCAAGAUAAAUAUAAAUUAAUUACCAAAUGUUAUUCUUUGUCUUCGUUACUUUUUCUACUUAUUACAUGCCAAUUAUAUAAACCUUUUUUUAAUAUUUAAAAGUCAAUUCACUGAUUUUUUGGCUGGCAUUUUACAGUAACGGUUACAAAAGGACACGGGCAUCUAAAUCGCAUUUUAACAUUUAUAAUUUUUAGUGAGAGGUUGUACUAAAUAUGUUGAAUAUUGACAUUGAUUAACGAAUCCAGUAAUCAAUGACAUGGAUUCACAUGUCCCUAGAGUAUUCAAAUAUAUCCUAUAGAUUCAGGUGAAGAUGCUCUAAAUUCUACUUCUGCGAAUCUAUAUGUACUUUGACCAACUUUUAUCAUAACCUGGUGAUUAUUUUAUAUUUUUACAUAAUAUUUUUCUGGUUUACUUUUUACCGUUCUAUAUAUUGUAUUAUUUUACAUAUUAUUUUUAUAUGAAAAUAUGUGAUAUGUGGUUACCAAAAAUGCAUGUAGUUCAUAUAUUUAUUUCAAAAUAUUUAUUACUGCUAGCACAAAGUAAAUUGUGUCAAGACUGGUUUUUAAAAUCUUGCUGAGGUUGAUUGAUAAAAACAAAUUAGCAACCUUUAGUUGUACAGAAUCUGGUGUACAAUGUGAGAUUUCCAGAAAUGCUGUAAUAACAUACAACGACAAUUUGAUAUAUUUUUAUAAGUGUUAAAGUUUGAGAAGUAGUAAUAAGUAUUAGCUGUUAAGCAAGAACCUUUAGAUAAUCUUGCAAACUUCAAACAAUAGCUUAAACAUGAAUGAUACACUUGAACAUUGUAAGAUUAUCUUUGAAAUAUAAGAAUAAUAUUAGAGUGUAGCUGUAGAAUUAUACCUCAACUCAAAAUAUAAAUUAUCAAGAAGUGUCAGCAUUUGCAAUUUUCUAUGUGAUCUAAAUUCAAAAUAAACUCUUUUUGAACGAAAAAGUAUCGAACCUUUGGUCGGCAUACAUAUAUUUAUUGAUUUGGAGGUCAUAAACUUUAAUCCCCUUUAAAGUAGUCUUCUUGGUGAUGCACACACUUCUCCCAGCGGUUCUGCCAUUUUUGGAAACACUCCUGGAACGCAGUUUUUGGAAUGGUGUUUAGCCGGUCCGUCGCAUUCCGCAUGAUGUCUUCGCCGGUCCGUCGCAUUCCGCGUGAUGUCUUCGCUUGACUCAAAUCGGAUCCCUUUCAGCGGCACUUUCAGCCAAAAGUAACACGGAGCUAUAUGGGGUGAGUAUGGAUCAUGACGAACCACAGGAAUGUUGUGUUUGGCUGAAAGUCUGAAUUAAAUGCGAAUAAUAAGUAUGGUUCGAUACUUUUUGAACACUCUUCGUAUAUUCAAUCUUUAACUUUUAAUAAUUUCUAGGUCAGUAUUAUGCAAUUGCUGUAACUUGUAAUAUUUUAUAAUUUCAAUGGUUGUAGCACAACGGAGGUAUAUGUAUUGCUUUGUGAUAUAUUAAGCAUAUCUGUCUACAUAAUGAUCCUAACAUUUUUGAAUCUUCACCAGCCGUUUUGCAGAAAAUAAAAUACAGCAGUUGUUUGAGAUCAUUUUAUGUUUCAGACGAAUAUAUUAAGCAUUAUAGUAGUACACAUCUUACAUCAUGAAUUACUACUAGCAGUAUUAACAAAAACAAAAAAUAUCGUAUUUAGGAAACAAAGUAUAUAGCUGGCAGUCAUCACUGUAUACUUUUCUGAACAAGAUUGACAUUCAGAAUAUGGUAUGUCCUAUAGUAUGCUGCUAUUUAGUUCUUUCAUGGUCCUCUGAAAGCCGAUUUGUCUCGAGGAUACAAGAUGGAAAGGACUUUAGCAGAAACGAGAUUGAGAAUAUGUGGAAUCCAUUUACAUAUAUUUUGCCAAUUGAAUGUUAUUGUAGUUUCGUGUUCUGUGUCAUCCUAAAACUGUGUUCUCGCAGAGCGUCGCACGCUAGCGUGAUCCUCGUGUUUGUGGAAUUGCAUCUGUCUGCGACUGCAAAAUUGCGUUCCUCCCAAAUUUCUUCAUGCAAGUAUCGAGUUUCUGACCCCACAAAGCUUUUUCUUUUAUUUUUUUUUCGCUAACAUAUCACUAAAAAUCUGAACUCAACAGUUCAACUACCAAUCAGAAGCUCCAUUGCUGGGUCGGCUUCAUGAAAUAAACUAAACACUUGAUCGUUAUAUCUACCCACGACCCACGAUGGUGCCUCCACUCUCCACUCAAGGUGAAAGUCAAGAAAGAGAGAUUGCCCGUGAGACCAUAGCGUAACACAAGUGGUUUUUCAGAGGUCAUUAAAGUACAAACGUUCUUAUCAAUAAGCUACUGAGACAUAUUUUUUGAAUGGAUUCGUCUAUUGAAACGGUUUUUGCUGAGGCCCAGUGAAUCUGUUUAAAUUUUGAUGAGAAUCUUGAAGUGUAUGUAAAAUUUUCGGUGAACUUUAGAACAAAUCGAACAAAUAUUAAGUAUAGGAAAAUGUUUGUGCAAAAGUGUUGUUAUUGAUCUGGAAUAAACUUAUGUGUUGUUGA
Molecule: messenger RNA, 5506 nt
Organism: Acanthoscelides obtectus
Lineage: Eukaryota; Metazoa; Arthropoda; Insecta; Coleoptera; Chrysomelidae
Source: the annotation of a GenBank genome assembly